AUGCACAGGCUUGCGGCCGCCUUUCUAGCCGCCGCGCCAGCUGCUCACGCCAUGUCGAUGUGCUGCGUCGGCGAUUGGAGUACCGCCCCAGGCCCGUACGCGAACUUCGACACCUCGACGAACACAGAGGAGCAGAACAGAGACGAGGAUAUCGGGUGCGCCACCUGCUGCCAGCCCUACGGUGACAGUACGCUUUACGGUCGGGAGGGAACGGAUCUCAUCUUUGAAGUCAAGGACUCCGGCACCUUCACUGCUGGUUACGGCACGGGUGGCGGUGCUGUGGCUGGCGGGGCCACACUCGAGGUGCAGUUCAGCCAACGCCAGGUUCGGCUCAGCCGGCCGCUUUCGAGUGACGAUGGCGAACCACUCGAGAUUGCCGCGGUUUACAAGGAGUCCAAAUUCGAUCCAUCUGCCUGGGCAGACACGUGCCGUCCAGGCCACGAUCCGGGCUUCCGCUUCGGAGCGUUCCAGUCAGGUACCUAUUUCGAUGGCAUAUGUGGCCUCAACGCGACUGCUUGGCAGGAACUCUUUUGCAACGACGGCGCCUAUAUCGACCACUCAGACGGUGAGUCUUGCGCCACGGUCCUGCAAGUUCUGCGCGACUCGUCGCAAGCUUGCGACAUGCUGCCCUCUGAGAUUGAGGCGAGAUCUGACAUCGAAUUUGAGCAGGACAUGACAUGGAAGGAUUUCACCACGGGUGCGGUGCUGGGGCAAGCGUGGGGGAUGCAAAAGGUUUUCAUCGGGGAGCAGACUGUGCUGGGCUAUCGCGACACCAGGUGCUUCCACACCUCUAGCGCGAACCUCACGGGCUGCACGGACGCUAUGGUCUCGCCCAACGGCUUGAAAUUCCAGCUCGAGCUCAACCAGCAGGACGCGCGGCAGAAUCUGCGCUACCCGGCCGGCUCCACAGACUUCUGGGACGCCUGUGAGGUGGACGGCGGCACGAACGACACCUGCGCGACGUGCUUCGCGGUCGCCGUCGCCGUGGACAAGGGAAGCCUCGCGGUCGAGAGUUAUUUGGCCAGUACCAGUGGCACAGUGGCUGCCCAGUGGCUCAGUGGGCUGCCAGAUUCGACCACCCCUUUCUUGGGUUGGCUCCUCGGGGACGCUGCCACAGGGGAUGAGUACACCUUUAUGUUCCCGUUUGAGAACCUGUACAACCGAAAUUCGAAUGGCAACGGCGUCAAUGCGCCCUCGGACUUUGCGAAGGGCGCGGUGGUGGCAAACGCGAGCGAAGAGUCGGGGGUCGUCUACGUGUGCGCGCCGAGGUCGGAUUUUGACAUUACGUCAACCGACCGAGACAAGGCCUUCUUGUAUGACCCGCAGGUCAUUACCAAGAAGACAAGCAGCGUCUCACCGUCGCCGCCUUUGUUGCCUCCUCCCUCGCCGCCGCCGCCGUCCGCCUCGCCCUCGCCACCGCCGCCGUCCGCCUCGCCCUCCCCAUCGCCCUCCCCACCCAUCGGAACCGGAACCGGAGACCCGUGCUUCCCAAGCUCGGCGACAGUGCAGACCGCCGAUGGCGAGGUCGUCCCCGUCUCCUCCCUCUCCGCCGGCGACUCGAUCCUCGCCGCGGCCGCCGACGGCACCCUUCGCACACUCGUCCACGACACGGUGUCCUCCUUCUCGCUGGCCGACCCGUCCGCCAAGGCAGUCUUCCUCUCGCUCGCCACCGCAACGGCGACGGUCACGCUCACCCCGACGCACAAGCUGCCCGCCGGCCCGGCAAAGGCGCUGAAAAAGGCGUCCAAGGUUGCCGUCGGCGAGACGAUCUGGCUCGCGUCGCCGGCUGCGGGCGCGCUCGCGCCCGUCCUCGAGAUUACCGAGGUGGUGGCCGAAGGGCUGCACAGCCCGCUCACCAAGCACGGAGGCUGGCCGGUCGUCGACGGCGUCGCAACCUCGUACAACAGCGCGGCCGUCGUCGCGCGCAACAAGUACCUCGUCCCGCUCGUCGAGGUGGUCUGCCCCUCCCUCGCCCGCCUCGUCGUGGCGGCCGCGAACCCCAAGGCGAUGCAUUACAUCGACGGCGAGGUGGUCGAGCCACUCUCUUCGCUCGUGGCCGCCGUGGCCGUCGCAGUGGGCGCCGUCUUUGCCGCGCGCAAGGCGAUGGCGCGCAAGUAA
Emiliania huxleyi CCMP1516 is the source of this 2118-nucleotide messenger RNA. RefSeq lists its product as hypothetical. Lineage: Eukaryota; Haptophyta; Isochrysidales; Noelaerhabdaceae. The transcript is spliced from 5 exons. Gene Ontology annotation, biological process: protein autoprocessing. The record is from RefSeq and is a predicted model, not a curated record. Bases 1 to 2118 code for a protein of 705 amino acids.